Messenger RNA from Triticum aestivum (bread wheat), 1285 nucleotides. Its product is annotated as L10-interacting MYB domain-containing protein. Lineage: Eukaryota; Viridiplantae; Streptophyta; Magnoliopsida; Poales; Poaceae. The transcript has 3 exons. The record is from RefSeq and is a predicted model, not a curated record. The coding region runs from base 389 to 1285 and encodes 298 amino acids.
GCUGCUCGUUAUUUACGGCCGAAUUGCCACCGCCAAGAAAAACGUUUCGCUCAACUCCCCCUCGCUCGAUCCCGCAGGUCAACCUGGUCGCACACAACUCCCUUCCCCUCGCUUCUCCUCUGUAGCCCUACCGCCGCCAUUGCCGCUGCCACGCCCAGCAGCCCCCGUCGCCGGCCAAAUCGUUGACUCAGACUACAGAUCCGGCCGCCCCAGUCUAUUUCCCGCCGGAUCCCAUCGUCUUCGCCGUCCGUCGCGCCUGGUGCAAGGAGCUGCGACCCCAUGGCCCGGAGGAGCUGUCCCCAACGCCAUUGACGCCCAAGAGACGCUCCCAAGCCAGGAGUGGCACCAGGACGACCGCGCCUCCAAGCAUAAACUGCAAGUUUCAAGUAUGUCUGGGGCUGCUGAAUGGAGCGUUGAAAACACUCAGAUUAUCUGCGAGUUGUUUGCUGAGCAAGUGAACGCCGGAAAUAGGCCAGGCAAUUACUUGACACCAAAUGCAUUUGAUGAGGUAGGAAGGCAAUUUAAGAUGAGAACUGGGCUAGACUACACAUAUACACAACUGAAAAACAAAUGGGACAAGCUUAAAGGUGAUUUCAGUUUGUUCAAGAAACUCAAGUUCCGGGAGACCGGAGCCGGAUGGGACUAUGUGAACAACACCGUGUCACAAGAUGAUGAGUGGUGGAAAAAGGCCAAAAUUGACAUUAAAGGUUGUGGCAAGUUCAAGAAGAAAGGUCUUGCUAAUGAGCAAAACUUGCGGAUUAUAUUUGGAGAUAUCACAACUGAUGGUACAGACCAUUGGAAUCCCUCUUCCGGCAUACCUCCCCCCUCUAGUGCAGCGGUGAAAGCCGCCAUCAAUGUUGAUGACAUCGAAGAUCUUGAUUUGGAUGAUACCGAAGAACAAACAUCUCAGGCAACACCUACUUCAUCUAAAGUGAGGCUUGGGAUCGUCAUUCCGGAGAAGAACAAGAAACCAAAGACUGCACAAGUGAUGUGUGAGCAAGUUACAAGAAUUGGUGACAUUGCUGAGGCUUCUCACUCAUCAUUCCAGUCUUUCAUGAAGCAAGAUGAGGCAAACUGUGUCACCUCGGUCAUGGAUGAAGUCAUUGCUUGUGGUGCAACAGUCGGUACCGAUGAGUUCUUCAUGGCUAGCGAGUUGUUUGUGAAGAGGGCGCAAAGGGAGAUGUUUCUGUACAUUCCUCUUGAGUCCCGAAAGAGUAGGACCUUCAAAAAUAAGGUACAUUGGAAGAACCGGUGCAACAACACAGAAUGUGAUGGCAGUAUGUGA